AUGACAUCGGAUACCCUAUUCACUGCAAUAGCUCGUCGUGAUCCAUCGAAGAGGCAGAUAAAACCUGUGAAUACAGACCACUUGGCUUUGCUCGAUGAGCUGGACGAUGACAGCGAUAGCGAGUACGUUUGCGAGGAUAGGGAUGAGGAAGAUGAUGAUGAGGAGACCCACUCAGGUUGUACUGAUGAAGAGGAUUCCAGUCCAGACGACUCUUCAGUUAACUUAUCCAACGUUUCUACAGUUUCUGGUACUAGUCAGAUUUCCGUGUCUAGAUCUGAAAGGAAUUCACCUAAUUCCGUAAAAAAUGAUAAAGACACAUGGGCACCGGAGUCCUUUUGUACUGGGCCAGAUGGUGAUCAAAAUUUGACUGCUAGUGAUAAUGCGAAAAUAAAAGAUAUUGAUAUCAUGAUUUGUAUGCUGUGUUUAGGAGAUAAUACUGAUCCUCGUGAUGAGCUGAUCGAAUGCGAUGGUUGUGGUAUUGUCGUUCAUGAGGACUGUUAUAAGCUGGUCGACUCAAUAUUUUUGUCCAGUGGUGCUAGCUCCUCAAGUACAGAUGCGUGGUUCUGUGAACCAUGUCUUGCAGGGCUCACUUCCCCGGUUUGUGAGUUGUGUCCAGUGUUAGAUGGCGUAUUUAAAAAAACAGAUAACAAUCGCUGGGUUCACUUAUUAUGCGCACUAUAUACACCAGGAGUUGCGUUCAACGACCCAGAUAAUUUAAUGGAUGUGACUCUUACUGAGUUGCCACAAAGGCAGUGGUCUUUACACGAAUGCUCUCUCUGCGAAGAUCGGUUUUUUGCUUGGACUGGUGUUUGCAUAUCUUGUGAUGCUGGUUUAUGCCGCACUUUUUUCCACGUAACUUGUGCUCAAAAGCAUGGUUUGUUGUCAGAGCCCACUGUCGAAGAGAGUUCAGCGGAUCCAUUUUUCGCACAUUGUCGUCAACAUACUGAUAAGACAGUUGCCCGACACCGUCGCCGUAAUUUCUUAACAGCAAUGCUUAGGCUAAAGAAGUGGCGCUCGAAUAGACAGUUGACUUUACAUGGUUUAGAUGAAAUAAAGUCAAAUAUUUUUUGUUUGAGGGAUGCAACUAUGGUGGACCCUCGCACUCAGCGUAAACUUGAGCAUUACCGCAAGCUCUACAAGGACGUUUUGCGUAAUCGUGAAAAGCCAUAUGUUCCACUUGUGAAAACGCCAAUGUUUUUGGAAACCUCUCCCGUUGCAAUGAGAAUGUUUGUGUUGAAGGCUAAAGCUCUUAAUCUACCUAUUGAACUAUCAAAUCAUAUGUCCAACGCAGAUUCAUCAAAAGGUCCAACACCUAGUUAUCCAGUUUUCACUCCAGAUUUCGUAUCUUAUUUCUUAGAGCGUGAAAGGAAAAUUACUGAAGUUUCAAAACUUAUUGCUACCUUACAAAAUACGCAGCGUGAACUACAAAUAUCAGAUGCUAGUGCUUCACAUAGUUAUAAUUCGGUUUCAACGGAGUUAGAAAAAUUAAACAGUAGCCGUGGAAGCUUGCGUGCGAAAUUCGUCCAUAUCAUAAACUCUCUCCGUAGUUUAAUUCCGGAACUAAAAUGUUCGUCGGAAUUAGAAACUAUCUUAGCAGAGCCUCGCCGCCUUCCAGAGACAACUAGUUUUGACCUGAGCUCAUUAUCUAAUCCAGUGGACUCCAACAAGACCGUCAAAUUUGGUUCUUCAGCAGUUAUUGCUGCCUCAAAGCGUAGAGGCAACCGUUCAUCUCCAUGUAAAUUGCGAAAAGCUUCAAAAUCUGAGGCAGUUGAUCAAAAUGCAAAGUCACUAGACAUUUCAACGGCUUCACACCCUGAAAAGUGUUCAAGUAUUGUCACGUAUGAAUCAGAAAAUGUGAUAUUAGAGUGUAUGAUAUGUCACGGACUUCAGGAUCAACAUUUAAUUACAAGUUGUGAUACAUGUGGAAAGGCAUUUCAUUUGGCAUGUCUUGAUCCUCCAUUGCUACGUAUGCCAAAACGUAGUAAACUUUACGGUUGGCAGUGCUCAUUUUGUACGAAAGAGGUUUCUUCAGUCCCAGGAGCUGAGACAAUUGAUGUAAAUGCUCCACGGCAACUUCGUCGUUCCAGUGGUAUACCAUCUGAUCGGACAACUUGCGUCAAAACUGAAGAUCUCAAACCAAAUGUUGAUCCAAUUUCCCAAGUUUCUGGUUACCCUGUUAUUCCUGGUGAAAUUAAACCGUCUCCUACUCGCGAACCUGUUUCAAAAACACUUCGGAGAAGUCACCCGCUUGUUAGUUCAGCACCUUCUUAUCGGGGUAACUUCGGAAAUCCUGUUAAAAAUGGUAAGAGGACGUCCAGUUUGUCUUCGAAACGUAUAUCUAUGUCCGCCAGUAAACAAACAAAAAGAUGCGUUUCAUCUCAGUUGCCUUUAGAAAAGGAUGUAAAAAUUAAUAUUGGUUGUAAAGUUUCUACCAGUCCUUCAGUAGUGAUGACCCAUGUUUGCAGUGCUGAUUUUGAUCAGUUUAAAUUUACUGAUGAGACUGAAGAUGAACCUAUAAUUCAUGCUGGCGGUGGUAGCUUAAAGAGCAAAUGUGAAUCUGAUGAAGAAAUAGCUCAGCUACGUUCAUCGAAAGUUAUCAAAUUCGUGCAAAUUCGAGAUCAUGAAAGUAAUGGUGAAUCUGAAGCUGUUGAACGAAUAGCUCCUCUUCAGCAACGUUACGUUAUUUGUCAAGAAGUUAAUCCUCAUCCAAAGAGAUCAACUGCUGGUAAAUUUAGACUGAAAUUUAAGAAACUUUAA
Molecule: messenger RNA, 2757 nt
Organism: Schistosoma rodhaini
Lineage: Eukaryota; Metazoa; Platyhelminthes; Trematoda; Strigeidida; Schistosomatidae
Source: the annotation of a GenBank genome assembly